AUGUCUCUCCCAUUCGAAUUCCCUAACCUCGACCGCGUUCAUUCACUCCUUGCAUCCGCAGACACGAGCAGCCUCCCCCUCCUCGCCGCAUGCGGCACCAUCCUCGUCGCGGGCAGCGCGAUCGCGCUCAACCACAGCCGGAACAGCGCAUACACGCGCCUGCGCGGUCCGCCGUCCGACUCGCUCCUCUGGGGCGUCUCGCAGAAGCUCCCGCUGACGGAGGCGGCCACCGCGUGGUACACGCAGUGGGAGGCCGAGUACGGGCACGUGUACAGUAUCCCGUACACGCUCGGCAAGGAGCGCAUCGUGCUGCACGACCCGAAGGCGGUCGCACAUUUCUUCACGAUGGAUAACUCCGUGUAUGUCAAGUCGACCUUUACACGGAGCGUCAUUAGGAAGAUCGCGGGAGAGGGUAUUUUUGCUGAUGCGUUGGUUGGAUGUAGGCAGAGGAAGGUGCUCAGCCCCGCGUUCAGCAAUGCUGCUAUCCGCGCGCUCAGCCACGUGUUUUAUGACUGCGCGAACAAGCGCACUCCAUUAUCCUCUGCUACUGGGCCAGUCACUGACUCGAAUUCCAGCAUCGACUCCAUCGGCAUGGGCGGCUUCUCGCACGACUUCCGCUCGCUCGCCGGCGAAAAGCCCAUCGUCGCGCAGAUGUUCGACGCGAACGACACCAAAUCCUCGUUCAUGAACAUGGCGCCGAUGCUCGCGCUCGUGCUGCCGUUGGUGAACAGGAUUCCUGGGCCGUUCGACAGCAAGAUCAAGGAGCUGAACGACUCGCUUGAGAGCAUUGCGGAUGGGAUAUGGGAAAAGAUGAGGCGGGACGCGGGGAGUGAGGCGGUAGAGGAGAAGUCGAUUGUUGGGCGGUUGUUGCGUGCGCAGGGAUCGGAUACGAGCUUGCAGCUGUCGAGGGAGGAAGUGUUGGAUGAGAUAAAAGUCCUCAUUCUCGCGGGAUACAUCACCACCUCGACGAGCUUAACGUGGUGCCUGAUCGAACUGGCCAAGAACCAGGAAGCCCAAAAGAAGCUCCGCGACGAGCUGAGGAACUAUGACACCGACGAGCCCUCGUACGACGACCUCAUGGACACCACCAAGCUGCCCUACCUCGACGCCGUCACACACGAGACCCUCCGCCUGCACCCCGCCGCAACCGAGCUCGAUCGCGUCGCCGCCGUGGACGACGCGAUCCCCCUCUCCACGCCUAUCACCGACGCGCGCGGGCGCACGACGGACCACAUCGCCGUGCCCCGCGGCACCCUCGUCGCGGUCCCCAUCGCAGCCGUGAACCGCUCGCCGGCGUUCUGGGGCCCGGACGCCGCGCUUUUCCGCCCGGAGCGGUGGCUCGGGGGCGCAGCGGAGGCGGGCGCCGCGAAGGACCUCGUUGGGCACCGGCAUCUGUUGACGUUUGCGAGUGGGCCGAGGACGUGUAUCGGGAAGAUGUUUGCGCUUGCUGAGUUUAAGACGGUUUUGUCUGUUCUUGCAAGAAACUUCGCAUUCGAAUUCGAGGGUGGCGAUGCACAGAAGAUUACGAUUCUUCGUGGGAGGACUAUGCCGGGGCGGAUGUUUGUGGGCGAGGAUGGCAAGCCGUUCGCGUUGAAAGUUAAACGAGUUUCUGCGUGA
Messenger RNA from Coniophora puteana RWD-64-598 SS2, 1617 nucleotides. RefSeq names its product cytochrome P450. The coding region runs from base 1 to 1617 and encodes 538 amino acids. The transcript has 8 exons. The record is from RefSeq and is a predicted model, not a curated record. NCBI's taxonomy places the organism in Eukaryota, Fungi, Basidiomycota, Agaricomycetes, Boletales, Coniophoraceae. Gene Ontology annotation, molecular function: monooxygenase activity; heme binding; oxidoreductase activity, acting on paired donors, with incorporation or reduction of molecular oxygen.